UUUUCUGAUCUGAUCUCUGCAAAAACCAAUCGAUCAAAUCUUCCUCAACACGCUCCUUCAUUCACUUUCCUUCAUCAAACACUCUCCGCUUAGCGACGGAAACAACAACCAUGGCAGGCUUCAGCGGCGACGAAACUGCUCCCUUCUUCGGCUUCCUCGGCGCCGCCGCCGCACUCGUCUUCUCCUGUAUGGGAGCUGCAUAUGGAACUGCGAAGAGUGGAGUGGGAGUGGCAUCGAUGGGAGUGAUGAGACCUGAGCUUGUCAUGAAAUCGAUUGUGCCUGUGGUUAUGGCUGGUGUGCUUGGAAUUUAUGGGUUGAUUAUUGCUGUGAUUAUCAGUACUGGAAUUAACCCUAAGGCUAAGUCUUACUAUCUCUUUGAUGGAUAUGCUCACUUGUCUUCUGGUCUUGCUUGUGGCCUUGCUGGUCUCUCUGCUGGUAUGGCCAUUGGAAUUGUUGGUGAUGCUGGAGUCAGGGCCAAUGCCCAGCAGCCGAAGCUGUUUGUUGGUAUGAUUCUUAUCUUGAUUUUUGCCGAAGCUCUUGCUCUGUAUGGUCUCAUUGUGGGUAUCAUCCUCUCAUCCCGAGCUGGCCAAUCUCGUGCUGAGUAAAAUGAAGCCAAAUCAGUGAUAGCUGGGUAGUACGUUAUAAUUUUACUAUCUGUCUUGCAUUUGAAAUCAGAAUACUUGACUUUGGUAUAUUACUAUUAAUUCAUUUAUUUUCGCAGACAAGUCCUGUAUCUCUAAACUCUGUUAGUUUCAUGGAUUAUUCAUUUUGGUUGGCUGAUUAAUGAUAUUAUACUUGUUUGUUGAAA
This is a messenger RNA of Lotus japonicus, 808 nucleotides long. RefSeq names its product V-type proton ATPase 16 kDa proteolipid subunit. Gene Ontology annotation, biological process: proton transmembrane transport. The transcript has 3 exons. The record is from RefSeq and is a predicted model, not a curated record. Lineage: Eukaryota; Viridiplantae; Streptophyta; Magnoliopsida; Fabales; Fabaceae. Gene Ontology annotation, cellular component: proton-transporting V-type ATPase, V0 domain. The coding region runs from base 111 to 605 and encodes 164 amino acids. Gene Ontology annotation, molecular function: proton-transporting ATPase activity, rotational mechanism.